Messenger RNA from Castor canadensis (American beaver), 1214 nucleotides. The record is from RefSeq and is a predicted model, not a curated record. NCBI's taxonomy places the organism in Eukaryota, Metazoa, Chordata, Mammalia, Rodentia, Castoridae.
UAUAUAAUCUAUUUUGUUGUCAUUGUCACAUGCAGUGAAUAUAUCCUGGACCUUCUAGAAAGUGGAAGAGAGAAAUUUCUCGUAUUUGCACAUCAUAAGGUGGUUCUGGAUGCAGUUACUAAGGAACUUGAGAGAAAGCACGUGCAGCACAUCCGCAUUGAUGGCUGCACCCCCUCAGCGGAUCGAGAGGCACUGUGCCAGCAGUUCCAGCUGUACGAGGGGCACUCAGUGGCAGUACUGUCCAUUACUGCUGCCAACAUGGGCCUCACCUUCUCCUCGGCUGACUUGGUGGUGUUCGCUGAGCUCUUUUGGAACCCAGGGGUGUUGAUCCAGGCUGAGGACCGGGUGCACCGCAUUGGACAGACAAACUCCGUGGGUAUUCACUACCUGGUGGCGAAAGGCACAGCAGAUGACUACCUUUGGCCCCUGAUUCAAGAGAAGAUUAAAAUUCUGGGGGAAGCUGGGCUUUCUGAGACCAAUUUCUCAGAAAUGACAGAAGCUACGGAUUACUUGUACAAGGACCCAAAGCAGCAGACGAUCUAUGACCUAUUCCAGAAGUCCUUUGAGGAAAAUGAAAGUGACAUGGAGCUCCUGGAGGCAGCAGAGUCCUUUGACCCAGGGAGUUCUUUAGGAACCUCUGGAAGUGGUUCCCAGGACCUUGGAGACAACCUGGAUGAAAGCACCUUGACGGCCAGUCCACCAAAGAAAGGGAGAUUUGAAUUUUUUGAUAACUGGGACAGCUUUACCUCUCCUUUCUAAGAAGAGCAAAAAUAAUGUUUUUUUUAGAUCAUGUAAUUCCCAGUCCCUCCAAAAAAUAAAAUAAAAUAAAAAUCAUGGAAUUCAUUAAAAUAAAAUAAAACAAGGUAUUUUGUUUAUAAGGCCUGUAUUCCUCUUGUCAUGUAGCAGUACCUGGGUCUGUCUUCAAGCCCAGUGGGAUACCAGCAUUUCCAUUCCUACUUCACUAGGAAGAAACUUGCUUCAGGGCUUAAUUAACCUUAGUCUUUCCUGGCUUAGAAAGAGACAAUGGCUUGUAAUAGUGAUAAUUCACAUUCUUUAAAUAAUGAGGUACUGCAAACAAUCCCCAAUAUCUAUAUUUUAAUAAUUACAUAUUUAUAGAGUACCUAAUGUGUGUCAGUCACUGUCCUAAGUGCUUCACUAAAAAAAAUGACAAUUGGGUGUCUUGGUGGAGGAGCAAUAUGUAUAAACCCUCUUCC